AUGGCAGACUCAGACAACCCUAAAACACCAAGAACGCGUCUUCAACGCAGGCUGUCAGUUGGAUUCAAACGUCCCGUACCCAACAGCGGCAAAAAACGUAAGACAGUAAACCCGACUGCGGAACAAGUUGAACGCGCACUCUCAAGCACCAGUUUCCGACCGAGUCCUCCAUUUCCUGCUCCUCAAGAGACAACAAAUGUAAUAAUAAAUGAAGAACCGGAAAAUGUCUCAGUGGUUAUAAAUAAACUUCCUGAACCAACUGUAGAAGAGCAUAGUCAAAAAAUAUUUCGGUCUUCUGCUGCAACUACUUUUACGCAAGGAACUCCCUCUACGCCUUUAAAUAAAAGAACAACAAUAACAAGGACGCCACAACGCUCAAAUGCGGAUACACCCAGUCAGCUUUUGGCGACUAUAUCAAGGAAGCCGCAAAGUAAAGCACCGGAAUCAACAAAGUCGGGUCCGAGUAAAAAAGGAAUGCCAACACCGCACGGAUUCCUUAGGCAAUUAACUCGGGUACCUGGAUUCGUCGAUGUACAUCAAAUGCCUGCAAUUGAGGAAUCAUCACUGCCGAAUCAUGAAAAGGCUUCUGAUGAAGAUUCGAAUCAUAAAGAAAUAACACCAACAUCAUUACCAAUACUACCUGGUGAAGUACCAAUACCAUCCGGUGAAGAACAAAUGAAUUCACCAUCACUUAUUGGUGUUUCAAAUCAAAUUGUUGAAGAAAUGAACCGAUUCUGGAGAGUCAGUGAUGGUUCCUCAACAGGUCAAUUAAACGAAUUGUUCAAUAAAGCGCGCGAGGAAUCAUCCAGCGAUAGUGAAAAUGAUGAAACUAUAUCAAAACAUGAUAAUUCGAAUGCACAGAACAACGAGCAAAUCAAUGAAGACAAUGAUGAUCCUCUCAAUUUGGAGGUUAAUAACGAAUUGUUCAAUAAAGCGCGUGAGGAAUCAUCCAACGACAGUGAAAAUGAUGAAACUAUAUCAAAGCAUGAUAAUUCUGAUGCACAGAAUAGCGAACAAAUCAAUGAAGACAAUGAUGAUCUUCUCAAUUUGAAGGUCAAUAAAGCGCGCGAAGAAUCAUCCAGCGAUAGUGAAAAUGAUGAAACUACAUCAAAACAUGAUAAUUCUGAUGCACAGAACAGCGAGCAAAUCAACGAAGACAAUGAUGAUCCUCUUGAUUUAGAUGUUGAUAACGAAUUAUUUAAUAAAGCGUGCGAGGAAUCAUCCAGCGACAGUGAAAAUGAUGAAACUAUACUAAAACAUGAUAAUUCUGAUGCACAGAAUAGCGAGCAAUUCAAUGAAGAUAAUGAUGAUCUUCUCAAUUGGGAGGUUAAUAACGAAUUAUUUGACAAAGCGUGCGAAGAGUCAUCCAACGAUAGUGAAAAUGAUGAAACUAUAUCAAAACAUGAUAAUUCUGAUGCACAGAAUGGCGAACAAAUCAAUGAAGACAAUGAUCCUUUCAAUUUGGAGGUUAAUAAUAGGAAUAAAUCUUCGCGAAAAUCGAAAUCAUCGAGAAAGAAUAUAAGACUUUCCGCUGUUGGUAUUCCAGUGCCCAAUCUUCCAAAGGCUUUGGUUAAGCAAAUAUUCACCAUGUUUGUGAAAACCAAAGUCUCUAAAGAUGCAAUGGAGGGUGUAUUUGAAGGAACCCAUAGAUUCUUUGAACAAGCCGCCAUGAGUCUUUCUAACAUUUCAGAGAUUCACGGACGAGACACAAUAAUUGAAAGCGAUGUUGUUACUCUAAUGAAAAGACAACGCGUUAUAUCAAAUACUGCUUCAUUAAAUUCGCUAGCAGAGAAUUUAUUACCGCGUGAAUUAUCUGAUAAAAUAUGUCAAACAGCAAUGACAGGGAAUGCGGAGUAUCCUCCAACAUCUAUAACAGGAAGAAAUAAUAAAACAAGAAAGGUUUCGCGGAAAAAACAAAAAUCAAAGGAUAUGUCAGAAGAUGAUGAUUCUGAAUAA
This is a messenger RNA of Ambispora gerdemannii, 1956 nucleotides long. Lineage: Eukaryota; Fungi; Glomeromycota; Glomeromycetes; Archaeosporales; Ambisporaceae. The record is from the annotation of a GenBank genome assembly.